UUGGCUGAAGAUCCUGUUGGAUCUCUUCCCAUAAUGGAAGCGUGAGUGCCAAGAUCCUCCAUGACCUCCAGAAGCCACAACUCCUUACCGAGAACUCUGAUGGCUCCACGAAUGCUUUCCGAAGGUGCCCUCGGGGGCAUCGCCCAAAUCACCCCCUCGCUGUACCUGAGCCGGGGCAGCGUCGCCUCCAACCGGCACCUGCUCCUCUCCCGGGGAAUCACCUGCAUCAUCAAUGCGACCAUCGAGAUUCCCAAUUUUAACUGGCCCCAGUUUGAAUACGUGAAAGUGCCUUUGGCUGACAUGCCCAACGCCCCCAUCUCCCUGUACUUCGACAGCGUCGCCGACAAGAUAAACAGCGUGGCGCGGAAGCACGGGGCCACCCUAGUCCACUGUGCCGCCGGCGUGAGCAGGUCGGCCACCCUCUGCAUCGCCUACCUGAUGAAGUACCACAAGGCGUCCCUCUUUGAGGCAUACAACUGGGUCAAAUCGAGACGCCCCGUUAUACGCCCCAACGUGGGCUUCUGGAGGCAACUGAUAGACUACGAGAGGAAGCUCUUUGGGAAGACGACGGUUAAAAUGGUACAGACACCAUAUGGCAUCAUCCCAGACGUUUAUGAGAGAGAGAGGAGACCCCUGAUGCCUUACUGGGGAAUUUAAUGGGACUGCAGACAGGAAGCACAACAGAAGGGAUGCGCUGUUCUGAGUCGGC
Messenger RNA from Gavia stellata (red-throated loon), 709 nucleotides. RefSeq names its product dual specificity phosphatase 14 (gene DUSP14). The record is from RefSeq and is a predicted model, not a curated record. The coding region runs from base 61 to 657 and encodes 198 amino acids. Lineage: Eukaryota; Metazoa; Chordata; Aves; Gaviiformes; Gaviidae. Gene Ontology annotation, molecular function: MAP kinase tyrosine/serine/threonine phosphatase activity. The transcript has a single exon. Gene Ontology annotation, cellular component: cytoplasm. Gene Ontology annotation, biological process: protein dephosphorylation.